AUUUGUAACUUUAUAACCUAUGAUUUAUAACCUAAUUGCAAAUUGCAUCCAAAUUCCAAUAAAAAUGAAUAUUUUAUCUGUGCAUGAUUUAAAUCACUUCAUAUCAAGUUGAAAAAGGUCAGUGUUUAUUAUUAAAUUACGUGCAGUAUUUAUUAGUUGUAAGGUCCAUCCAAUUUAUAUUAUUUAUUAUUACUUUUGCAAAUUGUAUCAGGUAUGUAACAACUUAUCAGUAUGCACGAUUUUACUUAUAGGUAAUAAUUUCCUACUAGCCUUGAUAUACUUACAGAGAGAACACAUGUACAUAUUAACGCAUAGUUUUACCUGCAGGCAAAUACCUUACUUAAAUCAGAGACUUAAAUUUUACUACUUUCACUAUUAUUGAUAUGUGAUCAAAGUUCCUUAACGAGACGCGACCUUCAAGCAUUUUAACCAGUACGUAUAUGGUUAGUAUGUAAGAGUAGGUGGUUGAAUAAUUAUCAAUAUCACUGAAAUAUGGUAUUAUUGAUAUUUAGUCUAAAUGACCAUUUAUGGUGAUACAUUAAGUGAUAACAGUUUAGUUUGAUUUAGACAAUCCUAUAAAGAAUGAGUAACAAAUUUUUAAAUAAUGUGUCUAACAUAUUGGAGACCUAUAAAGGUCGUGAUAAAGUUCUGAAAACCCUUUGCUAUGGAGCAAGAUUUAUAGGAGGAUCAAAGAAAGAUGAAUUGUCUACACGUUUGAGAAGAUUUGGUUCAGAAAUGUCAGCAGCUAGAGCUGUAUUACGAUUGUUAGAUGAUGCUUCUACAAUAUCUUAUGUGAUAGAGUACAAGUUAGGUCAAAAUGAGCCUGAUAGAGUUAUGGCUGUUCUAGGAUUUUUAGGAAAUUUAGCAGAUUUAAUUUAUUGUCCUAUUGACAAAAUUUGUUGGCUUGGGUCUACCAAAUUAAUUAAUGUGAAAGAUGUGGAGUAUUAUGAUAAUAUUAACACUCUCUGUUGGGUGUUUUCUGUAUAUUUUUCUCUAAUGAGAAACUUAUGGUAUUUGAGAAUUCUGUCUCUGACACAAAAAUCCUUAUCGAGAAAGCACUUGGAAUACUCAAAUUUGGAUAAACGACGUAAAUAUGAGAUUCUCACUUGUGUUCGUUUAACACUUGAUUUAUUGCAUGCUGUAAAUUCUCUACCUCCAGGUUUUUUGUGGUCGUCGAAGUUUAAAGCGUGGCAAGUAGGUUUAAUAGGAACCAUAUCGGGGAUGAUAAGCCUUUUCCAAAUGUAUUCAAAAAAAUGAAAUUAAUAAUACAUAUUUUUAUACAAAUA
This is a messenger RNA of Agrilus planipennis (emerald ash borer), 1286 nucleotides long. Its product is annotated as peroxisomal membrane protein 11C. Lineage: Eukaryota; Metazoa; Arthropoda; Insecta; Coleoptera; Buprestidae. The coding region runs from base 583 to 1257 and encodes 224 amino acids. Gene Ontology annotation, cellular component: peroxisomal membrane. The record is from RefSeq and is a predicted model, not a curated record. Gene Ontology annotation, biological process: peroxisome fission. The transcript has 5 exons.